AUGGGUGGUAAUGUCAAAUUCACCAAGAAAAAGCACAAAGAAAGGUAUGCUAUUCUAUUGACCCGAAAAAUUGUUCCUUGCAAGCAUAUUGAUAAUCAUGUGAUUGAUACCUUGCCCUUGGCUUAUUAUUGGGAUUUGGUUAGGAAUUCGGGAUGGGAAACUUAUUUUUCUCUUCAUUAUCCCGCAUACUAUGAGCUAACUAGAGAAUUUUAUGCGACUUAUGAGUUCAAUUACCCCAAAAACAUAACCACAGACAGUCCUGGGGUUAUCAAUUUUAGAAUGCUUGGUGUUGAUCAUGCUUUUUCCUUAACUGAGUUCAAUUUGACUUGUGGGUUCAUUACCCCUGAAUUUGCCCAUUCUAUUGACUAUGAGGAGGCACCGUGUGACUUCCUUGAUGAUUUUGACCCGACCACAUCUUGGCCAUCACUCUCUUCCGAUGACAGACCUUAUCAUGCAACUUGGUUGGGUAGACAAUUCCUUUUUAUGGCUAAGAAAAAGAGAGGACAUUUGUGCUUAGGUUCAAUUGUUACUUUCAUUGCUAUCAAAUUGGGUGUUUUGGACAUGAAUAAGACUAACAUACACAUUGCUUGUGAGAUGGAACCCUUGGACUUUGCUUGUUUACAUAGGAUGGGAGUUAUCUCUAAAGACAAAGAAGGGCAUUACCGCAUCGCUCCACCUGGACCAAGCCUUGCACCUCGGAUAAUUCGCUCCAAACGCAGCAGACCAACAACCACCGAAUCAGAUGAGGAGGCUACUCCUUCCAGUACCUCAAUUUCACUAAUACAAUUAAAGGAGCAGCAGGACCGCAUGGAGAAGAACUUGAUGGCAUACUUUUCUUAUGUUGGUUUUAGCCCUCCCUAUCCACCAGCAACUUAG
Molecule: messenger RNA, 876 nt
Organism: Dovyalis caffra
Lineage: Eukaryota; Viridiplantae; Streptophyta; Magnoliopsida; Malpighiales; Salicaceae
Source: the annotation of a GenBank genome assembly